Cryptomeria japonica (Japanese cedar) is the source of this 581-nucleotide messenger RNA. RefSeq names its product LOB domain-containing protein 24. The transcript is spliced from 2 exons. The record is from RefSeq and is a predicted model, not a curated record. Lineage: Eukaryota; Viridiplantae; Streptophyta; Pinopsida; Cupressales; Cupressaceae. Bases 29 to 499 code for a protein of 156 amino acids.
AAUACAAGUGACACGAUCGAUAUUGGGCAUGGCGAAAGGAAGGAUGGCCCCAAAAGCCUGCGCAGCUUGUCGUUCACAACGGAAAAAGUGCUCAGAUGAAUGUUUAAUAGCCCCUCAUUUCCCUUCUGACGAUAUGCAGAGGUAUUCGAUUGUGCAGAAAGUGUACGGGUUCAACAAUAUCGUCAGAAUGCUCAAAGAUGUUAAACCUGAGCAAAGAGGAGAUGCGGUAAAUAGUUUGGUGUAUGAGGCAAGAGCCAGAAUGGAGGACCCCGUAAAUGGGUGUGCAAGGGUAGUUCAUGAACUACAGAAGCAGAUAGCUGAGCUGGAAUCCCAGUUGGCAGCCAAGCAAGAAGAGAUCAUGAAUAUGCAUUUUGCAUCUGAGAAUCUUCUAUCUGUUGAUGCUGGACAUGUUUUAUGUGCCACGUCACCACAAAGUGAAUAUAGUGUGUGUGAGGAGGUGGAUCCAAUGAUGCUGUGGGAACCGCUAUGGGCUGUAUAAAUUUAAGAGAAGCGUACAUAUUGGAAUUCGCUGUCUGGAGGCAUAUCAUUCCUCACUAUUUAGAAAUAUAUUUAAUUUUAUC